Molecule: messenger RNA, 1656 nt
Organism: Pararge aegeria (speckled wood butterfly)
Lineage: Eukaryota; Metazoa; Arthropoda; Insecta; Lepidoptera; Nymphalidae
Gene: TSG101
Product: tumor susceptibility gene 101 protein
Exons: 1
Coding region: 139-1341 (400 amino acids)
Biological process (GO): protein modification process; protein transport; endosome to lysosome transport
Cellular component (GO): ESCRT I complex
Molecular function (GO): ubiquitin binding
Source: RefSeq, a predicted model, not a curated record
CCUGUGCUGUCAAUGUCAUACAAAACAAAAUUGAUUAGGAUUUGGGCUUUGUAAUCUAACUUUGUGUUUUCCAUCAUCCAAAAUAAAGUAUUUGGUAUUUCGAUUACAUUUACGUGCUUUGUGGGUGUGACUUUCGUCAUGGCCAACGACGAGGCUGUAUUAAAAGUGUAUCUCUCGAAAUACAAACAUCGAGACAUUACAUCACGAGAGGUGAUUAAUCUGAUUCAAUUUUAUCGUAGUUUGACUUAUCGUUUAGAAGCCUUUGUGUUCAAUAAUGGAGCUCGAAAGGACUUGCUUAAUAUAGAGGGCACCAUACCAGUGAAUUACAAGGGUUCUUAUUACAAUAUACCCAUUUGUAUCUGGCUGAUGGAUACACAUCCGCAGCAUGUGCCGUUAUGCUUCGUAAAACCAACAGCUGAUAUGUCCCUUAAGGUGUCCAGGUAUGUCGACAGCAAUGGAAAAGUGUAUCUACCAUAUUUACAUGAAUGGACACCUAAUGGAUCAACUCUACAGACACUAGUGCAAUGUAUGAUUACAGCGUUUGGUGAACUGCCGCCUGUGUAUUCUAAACCACGAAAUGAAAAUCGCCCUCCAUACCCAGUGAACUCCUUCAUGCCGCAGCCAUCGGGAAAUCUAUUUCCUAUAGUCAGCCCUCCACAGGCAGGUUACCCUUCAGUGGCGCCUUAUCCUUCAACUUCUAAUUUACCUUACCCAAAUUAUGGAACACCUUAUCCUGGUUCAGUAAAUACCAACGGACCACCAUUUUCUCCACCUAACACAACACCUUAUCCCCAUGCAACCAGCUACAUACCAGGGCCAGAUGUAGCUGGUGGAACUAUAACAGAGGAGCAUAUCAAAGCUUCCUUGUUGUCUGCAGUUGAGGACAAAUUGAGGAGACGCCUUAAAGAACAGUCUCAACAGUCGCAAGCUGAGCUUGAAACAUUGAGACGCACGCAACAGGAGCUGCGAGAAGGGAAGACACGAUUGGAGGAUAUUUUGACCAGAUUGCAGAGGGAGAGGACUGAGCUUGAUAAAAAUGUGACUAUAUUACAAGAAAAGGAAAAGGAGCUACAAUCUGCUGUUGAGCAUUUAGGUGAACAGGAGAGUGUUGAUGUUGAUGAGGCUGUUGUAACCACUGCUCCGCUAUACUCUCAGCUUCUAAACGCUUUUGCAGAGGAAGCCACCCUGGAGGAUGCUAUUUACUACAUGGGUGAGGCUUUACGUAAAGAGAUUAUUGAUUUGGAUACAUUUUUGAAGCAAGUACGAACGUUGGCUCGGCAACAGUUCACUUUAAGAGCUUUAAUGCAUAAAUGUCGGCAGAAGGCCCAACUAGCUUGUUAGGUCUGAUACUGAUGAAUAACACUUAUCUUCUAGCUAAUUGACUAAAUAAAGCGAGUUCUAUUCUGCUUGGGUAAAUUUCUGCAUUGCAUGUUCUUCUGUCAUAGAGAGACAUCAGAGCCCUAAAAUAAUCAACAUUGUUACUUGAAUUUCAUAAAUAUUAUUUAUUAAAUAUCUGGCUGGGUUGACUUGACAGAAAGUUUUUAUAUCUCCUGUCCACAGCAACACAAUAUGUAUUUAACAAAAUAAUAAAAUGGGAUUGUAUUACAGUUUCUGAAUAUAAAUAAUAUAUGAUUAUUUCUGUAGAUUAUAUCUGCA